Molecule: messenger RNA, 2337 nt
Organism: Magnolia sinica
Lineage: Eukaryota; Viridiplantae; Streptophyta; Magnoliopsida; Magnoliales; Magnoliaceae
Exons: 4
Coding region: 178-1917 (579 amino acids)
Source: RefSeq, a predicted model, not a curated record
GAAAGCCCUGCAACUGAAAACGAAAUCGAUGAACCCUCUUUUCCCGCCUCGUCGCACCUAGUCACGUGAUCCACCUGAUUUAUUACUAAAAAGCCCCUCCUGCCUCCUCUCUCUCUCUCUCCCUCUCUCUCGAUCGAUGCAGAAGAAUCUCUGCCGUAGAAAUCUCUCUCUGUAUCCAUGGCGUCUCUAACCCCAGGCGUACUCUCGAAGCUUCUUCAGCACGCGAGCACCGACGUCAGGGUCGCCGGCGAGCACCGGACGGCGCUCCUACAGGUCAUUGGAAUCGUCCCGUCCGGCGGGGCGGACGACCCGCUCCAGAGCUCCGGCUUCUUCCUGAAGGUCUCCGACUCGCUGCACUCGACCUACGUCUCGAUCUCCGACGAGGACGCCGAUCUCAUCUUCAGCGACAAGAUCCAGCUCGGGCAGUUCGUCCACGUGGCGCGCCUCGAUUCGGCGUCGCCUGUUCCGGUCCUCCGCGGCGUGAAGCCGGUGCCGAGGAGGCGGCCGUGCAUCGGCAAUCCCAAAGACCUGGUUUCCAGCGAUCUGCUACCGUUCCGGCAUCGGAACGCGGAACCGAUAUCGGAUGGGAAAUCGUUGCGGCGGGCGUCGUUGGGGGGGAGUUGCAGGGAGGAGAAGAGGCCGAACUUGGAUUCGCUGCGGCGGGGUUGGGAGAGGAGCGCUGGUGCGCCGAAGAAGAAUGGAGUCGUGAAGCCUCAGCCGUUGGAUUCUAAGUGGAAGGAGAAGGAGACGUCACCUUCUUCAGAUUCUGCUUCUGUUCUUUCAGAUAAAAAAGCUUCUCCCAGGCAUGAACCAUCCUUGAGACGUCAAAGUUUGAGCAAUUCCCCAUUGAAAAAUAAGAGCAAUCACAUGGCAUUGAAACCAAUGAGCAAGUCAUCAAAAAGAGAGACCAAUUCAUCUGUGGAGGCAGAUAUUCAAUCUCAUCUAGUUAAGGUGCAUUUUGGUCCUAGAAAUUGGCAUCAGACCAUUUCCUGGGAUGUACUUCCAUCUAGUCUUCAUGAUUUUGGGAAGGAUGCUUUGCAUCACAGGAAUGCUGCGUUUUUGGCUGCAGUGGAUGCUCUGCAGGAAGCAUCUGCAGCGGAGAGUGUCAUUCAAUCUUUGAGCAUGUUUGCAGAACUUUGCGAGACUGCUGAACAAGUUUCUCCACGGCUCUUGGUUGAGCAAUUCCUAAACCUCCAUCAGAGUAUGCAGCGAGCGGCUACCAUAACAGAUGCGAUGCUCAAGACGAGAUAUUCGGAAAGGGAAACUUCCACAGCCACUGGUUCACAGCUUCAGCCGCAAGAAGUUCCCAAAAUUUUCACUGAUAAAACAGCAGAUGCUACAUCAUGGGUCCAAGCUGCUUUAGAGACGGACCUAUCAUCGUUUUCUCUAUUAAGCAAGCAAGACAAGAGGGGGAACCUACACCAUGACCAACAUCACUAUCUGGUCUUGGAAACUUCACUGCAUCAAAACGAAGGGAAACCAAAGAAUCCCAUCUCUCACAGCAAACAGAAUCCAAAGAAACAGGCAAGCUUGCCUGCUUCGAGCACCAAGGGGAUAUCUUCUUCUAGACGGGUGGGAAUGCCAGUAAAAAACAAGGCUGGCGGUGAAAAGCGUGAGCAGUGUAAAGGAAGAGGUUUGAGGGAGAUGGCAUCAGUCGCAAAAAGUCUCGUCUCAGUUUCUCGCGGAUGGUUCUUCAGGUACUUGGACAGCGCAUUGGAUGAUGGAUUUGGAGGGAGAGAAGGAGAUGGAGAUGGUGAGAUUGCAGGUAUUCUUGGGCAGCUUAAGAGAGUGAAUCAAUGGUUGGAGGACACAAUUGGGGAGGGACUCGAGGUGGAUGAGAACGUGGAGAAUUUGAAGAAGAAGCUGUAUAGGUUCUUACUAGAGAAUUUGGAUUCCGCCACAGUAGCUAGUAGGUAAGGAAAGAACUGACAGUAGAGGGACUCGAGUUGGAUGAGAGUGGAGGAUUUGAAGAAGCGGUACAGGUUCUUACUCAAGAAUUUGUAUUCCGCCGCAGUAGCUAGUAGGGAAGGAAAGAGCUGACAGAAUAUUAUUCAAGCAAGCUAAUUUCUAAUGAAUUCAUUGAAGUACAGUCUUACAUGUAUUAUGCACACAUAGGUGACAGAAUCUGACCAGCACAAUUCGACUUUUCCCCCCCUUGAAGAAGAGGUCGAUGUUGGGUUGGAGCUUUGUCCCAAUGGAAAAAGCUGCUCCCUGAUCAAUAGAUAUGUGUCUAACCUUAUUACUGAUCUUUCUUGAUCAAUACAGCGGGUGAUCCUUACUGCGAAUGACUUUCUAUUUCAUAUACAUGAUAAAUGGAUUUAUCGUGCUAGUUUGAAA